This is a messenger RNA of Contarinia nasturtii (swede midge), 1650 nucleotides long. Its product is annotated as serine protease easter-like. The record is from RefSeq and is a predicted model, not a curated record. The transcript has 10 exons. NCBI's taxonomy places the organism in Eukaryota, Metazoa, Arthropoda, Insecta, Diptera, Cecidomyiidae. Gene Ontology annotation, biological process: proteolysis. Gene Ontology annotation, molecular function: serine-type endopeptidase activity. The coding region runs from base 77 to 1474 and encodes 465 amino acids.
AACUCAAAGAGGGAGGUAGUACGAUUUAACGAAUACAAAAACUCACUAAACACAGUACGAUUUAAAGAAUAUAACAAUGCAGAAAAAUUACAUUACAAAAUUGUUCGUUCUAAUGUGCUUUAUUUGCAUAGCAAAUACACAACAAUGUACCACACCAAACAACACACGAGGCAGUUGCAUCAAUAUAUUUAGGUGUAAGGUCCUUUACGAUAUUUACCAAAAUCCAUUUUCAACAAAUUAUCAACAAACAUAUCUAUCGCUUAGUUAUAAUAAUUGUGGAGCCCAAAUGGUUUGCUGCCCCAUGGAGCAACCAAUAUCAUCAACUGAACAUUACUUCGAUUAUACAACAACAAGACGACCGGUUAUAGCACAACCAAAAGCAAAUGUAUCACCAUGUUCAACGCUUGAAUACAGACGAGGCUAUUGCACCUACUUAAAUUAUUGUCCUAUCCCUUACAGCUUAUUUUCAAAUCAAUAUACUUAUCAUAACUUUUUACGAAAUAUUAACACUUGUGGAUCCGACUUCUAUGGAAACCAAUGGGUAAUUACGAUAAAACCAAUCUCUAUCCCAAACUGUUAUAUUUCAACAAGUUAUUGCAAGGUAUGUUGUGCUGAUGCUUCGACAGAACCACCGACAGAACCACCGACACAACCACCGACACAUUCUGAUUUAUUACCUCAACCUGGUGUGGAUUGUGGAAUACAGUUGUAUAACCGUAUGGUCCAUCGAGAAAGUGCAGAAAUCGCAGAGUACCCUUGGCAUGCAAUGAUCGGAUAUAGGAAUCAAUAUGGCGACACGCAUUUUCAUUGCGGUGGUGUUCUAAUUAAUAAAAACUACGUUCUAACAGCCGCACGGUGCAUGAAUAGUCGCUCGUUACUCGUUCGACUUGGUGAAUGGGAUACAACAACUGACCCAGAUGAGGAAGAUGGCCAAAAGGCGGAUCCAGUUAAAGACAUCCAAGUGGAAAAGCGUAUUAUACAUGGAAGGUACAAUGGACAAACGAAGCAAAAUGAUAUUGGUCUCCUGCGUUUAGCCGAGUCGGUUUCAUAUUCGAAUUGGAUAAGACCAAUCUGCUUACCCACAUUAAAAGAGCUUAUCGAUAAAGACUAUAAUGGAGAAUUUCUGAAGAUUUCGGGAUUUGGCCAAACAGAGAAUGAGAAUAUGAGUACUCGUAUGAUGAAGGCUGAACUCGAUUUUAUGCCGUUUAAUCAAUGUUACAAUAAGUAUCAAUCAGAGGGUAUUACUUUGACAAAUAAACAAAUGUGUGCUGGUGUUAACACAAAAACUCGUUCGUGUAAAGGCGAUUACGGCGGGCCACUUAUGGCACAGCAUACUAAUCGAAGACUCAGCUAUUAUUAUUUGGUGGGAAUUAUUUCAUUUACAGCAAAAUCGUGUUCACAGCCUGAAUGGCCCGGAGUUUAUACGAGAGUGGAUCAAUACAUUGACUGGAUAAUAUCCAACAUAAGACACUGAAUAUUGAGCUAUCAAUCGAAGCAUCGGAUUCAGCAAAAUAAAUAUAUAUGUUUUACUUUUCAUGAAUCUUGAAAUAUUCCAAUUCAAAACUAAAAAAAAGUCUCUUUUGACUUUCAUCGCUUUUUUAAGUGAUACUUUUAAUUUUUCCUUAAUAAAAUGAAAACACUUGCAAAUUA